Messenger RNA from Cyprinodon variegatus (sheepshead minnow), 1214 nucleotides. RefSeq names its product chromosome unknown open reading frame, human C7orf60 (gene samtor). The transcript has 4 exons. NCBI's taxonomy places the organism in Eukaryota, Metazoa, Chordata, Actinopteri, Cyprinodontiformes, Cyprinodontidae. Bases 72 to 1049 code for a protein of 325 amino acids. The record is from RefSeq and is a predicted model, not a curated record. Gene Ontology annotation, biological process: negative regulation of TORC1 signaling.
UCGCCGGGUCAGAUGGCCGUCUGGUGGAGGGGGAAGGCGUCUCUCUGAGGCAGCACCGGAGGAUCCGAACCAUGAACCCCAGGGUGGAGGCCGGGGAGACGGAGAGGCUCCAGGAGAGGCUCCGUGGGGCCAUUUCGGAGGAAGUACCCUGCAAGCAGGUGCAGGAGAAACUGUCUGGCUUAGUUAAAAACGUUCACAGGAAACUGCGCAGAAAAUACAGAGAGGGUAAGAGCACGGCGCUGCUGCCGUUGGUGUUUUCUACGCCCUCCCUGAAUCUAGUUGUUGUUUUCUACAGCUCGGUGUCUCCGCUGGGGAAGAUUCGCCUCCUGGACGUCGGAAGCUGCUUUAAUCCGUUCCUGAGGUUCGAUGAGUUUCUGACGGUGGGAAUCGACAUCGUUCCUGCUGUGGAGAGCGUCUACAAAUGCGACUUUCUGAACCUGCAGCUCCAGCAGCCGCUGCAGCUGGCGGGCGACGCAGUGGACGCCUUCCUCCGCCACCUCCGCAGCCCCAUCGACGCCCUGCCGGCUCAGCUGUUCCACGCUGUCGUCUUUUCCCUGCUCCUCUCCUACUUCCCUUCGCCGUAUCAGCGCUGGAUCUGCUGCAAGAAGGCCCACGAACUGCUGCAGCUGCACGGCCUGCUGCUCAUCAUCACCCCCGACUCCUCCCACCAGAACCGCCACUCCCUCAUGAUGCGCAGCUGGCGGGUGGCGGUGGAGUCGCUGGGCUUCAAGCGCUGCAAGUACGUCAAAUACUCCCACAUGCAUCUCAUGGCGUUCAGGAAGGUGUCGUUGGCCACCACCAGCGACCUGGUGUCACGCAACUACCCCGAGAUGCUCUACAUCCCCCAGGACUUUCACUCCAACGAGGAGGAGGAGGAUGAUGCCGCCGCGCCGCAGCAGGCGCUGCGCUCUGACAUGGAGGACGACCAGCUGGCGUGGGGCUUCAUGGAGCUGCCGGACACGCCGUACGACUCAGACUCCGGCGAGAGUCAGAGCAGCUCUGCUCCUGGCUUCCAUGAGACGGACGAUCCCGUCCUCCUGCAGACUUAAGGUGGAGCAGCAAUAAUCCCCCCCCACCACCCUGCUGCUAAAAGAAGAAAAUAAUCCUAGAAGUGUUCAGUGUAAAUGUGCAGAGACGCCAUUUUUAAUCCAGGAUGUUUCCCAGUAAACCAGCAGUAGAAGUUGGUGACUGUUGUUGUCAUAAAGGUUCGACUU